UUGUCAUGCAGGAAAUCAAUGAAGCCAAAAACGAUCUCCGAAGUCGGGUUGUCACUGUCGACUGAGGUGUCUCCUUCACUUAUUCCUACACCUGUGUUUGAGACUCGCUUCAAAUUACGUACUGGAAUGCAGAUGUAGUUUAUAUUCGACUCAAAUGCCAGUCCCACGAGUCUCAAUUCUAUAAUGGUGAGGGUCAAGUCCACCCUCGCCUCUUCAUUCACUUCAUCAUUCAUACCACAUAUGAAAGCUGCAUGAUGUGCGCGCGAAACCCGUUUCUUUUACCUCUCGAACGAAAGCAGAUGGAGUCUUCGCCUGACGAUGUCCAAGUUACAGCGGCCUGGCGUCUGCAUUACUUAGCGUGCAUAUGCACGAUGCUGGCUACACUUUGGACCUAUGAUUAUGUUACUUUACUUUACAAAGAGUGGACAUUCCUGCUUCGGUCGCGCUGGACUAAGGUAAAAGCGCUUUAUAUCAUUGCCCGAUAUGUCCCCUUUUUCUUCAUUGCCACGGACCUAUAUUUAACCUUCGUCCCGAACGAGAACCCCGAUAAAUGCCGGAUGUUGAUCGGUAUUUACUCAUGUUUUGGAGUGACAUCACUCACUUGCUCUGAAUGACAUAUGCGCUUUGGAAUAAAAAUCGAAUCGUACUCGUAGCAAUGCUAUCCGCCCUUUUUGCUAUCGUCGUAUCAUUUAUCGGCAUUUGG
Molecule: messenger RNA, 703 nt
Organism: Suillus subaureus
Lineage: Eukaryota; Fungi; Basidiomycota; Agaricomycetes; Boletales; Suillaceae
Exons: 10
Coding region: 252-614 (120 amino acids)
Source: RefSeq, a predicted model, not a curated record